Molecule: messenger RNA, 1198 nt
Organism: Loxodonta africana (African savanna elephant)
Lineage: Eukaryota; Metazoa; Chordata; Mammalia; Proboscidea; Elephantidae
Gene: HOXA13
Product: homeobox A13
Exons: 2
Coding region: 35-1198 (387 amino acids)
Biological process (GO): regulation of transcription by RNA polymerase II
Molecular function (GO): RNA polymerase II cis-regulatory region sequence-specific DNA binding; DNA-binding transcription factor activity, RNA polymerase II-specific
Source: RefSeq, a predicted model, not a curated record
GCGCCACUGGGGUCUUCUCCAUGCGGCUCGGGCUAUGACAGCCUCCGUGCUCCUCCACCCCCGCUGGAUCGAGCCCACCGUCAUGUUUCUCUACGACAACGGCGGCGGCCUGGUGGCCGACGAGCUCAACAAGAACAUGGAAGGGGCGGCGGCGGCGGCGGCGGCGGCUGCAGCGGCGGCGGCCGCCGGGGCCGGGGGCGGGGGCUUUCCCCACCCGGCCGCGGCGGCCGCGGGGGGCAACUUCUCGGUGGCGGCGGCGGCCGCGGCGGCUGCGGCGGCCGCAGCUAACCAGUGCCGCAACCUGAUGGCACACCCUGCGCCCCUGGCGCCUGGCGCUGCAGCCGCCUACAGCAGCGCGCCGGGAGAGGCGCCCCCGUCGGCCGCCGCCGCUGCCGCCGCCGCCGCCGCCGCCGCCGCCGCCGCCGCCGCCGCCGCUUCGUCCUCGGGAGGGCCCGGCCCCGCCGGUCCGGCAGGCGCCGAGGCCGCCAAGCAGUGCAGUCCCUGUUCGGCGGCGGCGCAGAGCUCGUCGGGGCCCGCGGCGCUGCCCUACGGCUAUUUCGGCAGCGGAUACUACCCGUGUGCCCGCAUGGGCCCGCACCCAAACGCCAUCAAGUCGUGCGCGCAGCCCGCCUCGGCCGCCGCCGCCUUCGCCGACAAGUACAUGGAUACCGCCGGCCCCGCGGCAGAAGAGUUCAGCUCCCGCGCUAAGGAGUUCGCCUUCUACCACCAGGGCUACGCGGCCGGGCCUUACCACCACCAUCAGCCAGUGCCUGGCUACCUGGAUAUGCCGGUGGUGCCGGGCCUCGGGGCCCCCGGCGAGUCGCGCCACGAGCCCCUGGGUCUUCCUAUGGAAAGCUACCAGCCUUGGGCGCUGCCCAACGGCUGGAACGGCCAAAUGUACUGCCCCAAAGAGCAGGCGCAGCCUCCCCAUCUCUGGAAGUCCACUCUGCCCGACGUGGUCUCACAUCCCUCAGAUGCCAGCUCCUACAGGCGGGGGAGAAAGAAGCGCGUGCCCUACACCAAGGUGCAAUUAAAAGAACUUGAACGGGAAUAUGCUACAAACAAAUUCAUUACCAAGGACAAACGGAGGCGGAUAUCAGCCACAACGAAUCUGUCCGAGCGGCAGGUCACAAUCUGGUUCCAGAACAGAAGGGUCAAAGAGAAAAAAGUCAUCAACAAACUGAAGACCACUAGUUAA